AAAGCGAGCGGUUAGGGGGGCGGUUACCACCCCUACCGGACUCGCCCGGCACAUUGCCGGGCCCGAGCGUGGAGCCGGGGAGGAAGGAGCCGCGACCUCGCUGCGCGAAGCUACUCCAGUCUAUAUCGUCUUUUUGCCCACUACUUUGAGGCCUGACUGCAAAACUAGGGCUGCCAUCCUCCCUCGUCAGUGUCAUGCACAUAUAGGAUGCUCCAGGAUGAAACGCCACAGAACCCUCAGCAGCAGUGACAGUUCAGAUGAGUGUCCUUCCACUUCCUUCACUCCCAGCUCAAUGUAUAGGAGCAAGUCAAAAAUUCCAAAACAACACAAGAAGCCUGCUGAGGUAUUCCGGAAGGACCUCAUCAGUGCCAUGAAACUUCCUGAUUCUCACCACAUUAGUCCUGACAGCUAUUACCUCUUUGCGGAUACAUGGAAGGAAGAAUGGGAAAAGGGAGUCCAGGUACCAGCCAGUCCAGAAAAUGUUCCACAGCCUUCUGUCAGGAUUGUAGCUGAGAAAGUAAAGGAUGUGCUGUUUAUGCGGCCCCGGAAGUACAUCCACUGCUCCAGCUCAGAAACCACAGAACCUGGCUACAUCAACAUCACAGAGUUGGCGGCAUCUGUGUGUCGCUAUGACCUAGACGACAUGGACAUCUUCUGGCUCCAGGAACUCAAUGAAGACCUCGCAGAGAUGGGUUGUGGGCCAGUUGAUGAGAAUACUAUGGAAAAGACAAUAGAAGCCCUGGAACGCCAUUGCCAUGAAAACAUGAACCACGCCAUUGAGACAGAGGAAGGGCUGGGCAUAGAGUACGAUGAAGAUGUGAUCUGUGAUGUGUGCCGGUCCCCAGACAGUGAAGAAGGGAAUGACAUGGUGUUCUGUGACAAGUGUAACGUCUGCGUGCACCAGGCCUGCUACGGCAUCCUCAAGGUCCCAGAAGGCAGCUGGCUGUGUCGUUCCUGCGUCCUUGGCAUUCAUCCACAGUGUCUGUUAUGUCCAAAGAAAGGUGGGGCCAUGAAGACUACCAGGACAGGGACUAAAUGGGCUCAUGUCAGCUGUGCCCUCUGGAUCCCGGAGGUGAGCAUUGCUUGUCCUGAGAGGAUGGAACCAAUCACAAAGGUGUCCCACAUUCCACCCAGUCGCUGGGCCUUAGUGUGCAGCCUGUGCAAGGUGAAAACAGGGGCUUGCAUCCAGUGCUCUGUGAAAAGCUGCAUCACUGCCUUCCACGUCACCUGUGCUUUUGAGCACAGCCUGGAAAUGAAGACCACCCUAGAUGAGGGGGACGAAGUGAAGUUCAAGUCAUACUGCCUCAAGCACAGCCAAACUAGGCAGAAGCUCAGGGAGGCCGAGUACCCCAUGCACAGGGCUACAGAGCAGAGCCAGGCCAAAAGUGAAAAAAUCAGCCUGCGGGCACAGAAGCUUCGGGAGCUAGAGGAGGAGUUCUAUACCCUGGUCCGCGUGGAAGAUGUGGCCACAGAACUGGGGCUGCCCACGCUCACUGUGGACUUUAUCUACAACUACUGGAAACUAAAGCGGAAAAGUAACUUCAAUAAGCCAUUAUUUCCUCCAAGGCAGGACGAAGAAAACGGCCUGGUGCAGCCGAAAGAGGAGAGUAUUCACACUCGCAUGAGAAUGUUCAUGCAUCUGAGGCAAGACCUAGAGAGGGUGCGAAAUCUGUGCUACAUGAUAAGCAGGCGGGAGAAGCUGAAACUGUCCCAAAACAAAGUACAGGAACAGAUCUUCGGUUUGCAAGUCCAGCUUCUUAACCAGGAAAUGGCCGCAGGACUUCCUUUGACAAGUACACUAGAAAACUCAUUGUUCUACCCACCGCCAAGAAUUACCUUAAAGUUAAAAAUGCCUAGAUCGGCCCCGGAAGACUGCAGAAACAGCUCCACGGAGCCUGAUCACGAAGCCCUCUCUGCUGCCAGCAGCCCCCCUGUUCCCAGUCUAAGGGGCAUGCAGGUGCCUCAGGGGUCACUAGAAAUGAGAACAAAAUCAUACCCGAGACAUCCUCUAGAAAGCAAGAGUAACCGUCUGCUGGCCAGUCUCAGCCACUCUAGGAGUGAAGCACGGGAUCCCAGUCCUGCUUGGAGAACUCCAUCUCCGGAGUUCUAUCACGGCCAGUCACUGGGAAAGCCUCUGGCACUUCAGGCUGCCCUGCACGGACAGGCUUCCAUCGGGAAUGGGAAAAGUCAGUCUACCUCCAAGCUUGCCAGAUCCAACGGCCUGGAGGGCGGCUGGUCUGGAGAUGCCACCCAAAAGGACAGCUCAAGCGAGGUGUUCUGUGGCCAGGAGUCCAUGCUCAGCUCCCACUUGGCCGGUCAGGGCACCUUUCGAAAGUCUACCAUGGAACACUUCAGCAGGUCCUUUAAGGAGGCCACCAACAGGUGGGCGAGGACCACAGAGGACCUGCAGUGUUGCGUGAAGCCAGCCAAGAGCAUCACCCCCAAGGAGCAGCUGUGGGGCAAGCAGCUUGUCAGGCGGGCUGCAGGCAGAGCUCCGUAUCAGGAAAACGAUGGCUAUUGCCCUGAUUUGGAGCUGAGUGAUUCAGAAGCAGAGAGCGAUGGGACCAGAGAGAAAGUCAGGGUACGGAGAGUGAGCUCAGACAGGGAAAACCCCCCCCCCGACUCUCGGCGGGAUUGCCACGGUAAAAGCAAGUCGCAUCCCCUUUCCCACAGCUCAACGCAGAGGUGAUCGGAGCCCUGCAAGAAUAGCUCAGGCUUUGCCUUUGCCCCGUCCACCGGGGCAAGCCCCACACCCAAAGGAUUCUAGUGUACUUUAGGAGGAAGUGUAGUGACCGAGUAACCCAGCUCCACGUUGAGCUGGCUUGCGGUUUUUGAGAUUGUUUCAAGCCUACUUUUCAUAAGCACAUUCUAGGAAUUACAUAUUGUCCAGAAGUUUUUCUGCCAGAGGCUGUUGAGAACAGCUGGGCCCAGAUUACUUGCUCAGUAAAUCCAUUGGGACAGCUCUCCAGUCCUAGCAGCUCGCUGACGCACAUACGUAUUAAGAGUCCUUGCAUUCUUAGCAUUUGCAAGAGACCGUGAUUAUCAGACACUAAAACUACUUACUUUUGAAGCUACGGCCUGUGGCCUCCCACAGCUCCUGUCUGUAGGACGUGUCUAACUCCAUUGGUGUCUGGAAACCCGCUUCAGGGACAGCCCAGGGACCAGCAUCCCAGAUACUGUCAGAUUCACUACCCUCUUCCUUGGCUCCACCCGAGGUUGAGCUCGUCUCGCAGUAUCUUACCUACCAAGUCAAUACUCCCGAUGCUUCUAACGUGUCCAGUGCCUGUUCCUAGACUUGCUGGUCGGGGGCGCACUUGUAACUACUUGGCCCGUCUAAUAAGUGUAAGAGGCUAACUUGUGGAUAGUGUUUACAGAGGUACAAACGAGUACUGCUUCCGAGGAAGAUGCUCCGAGUCCACUUAAGCUUUUGUGAGGGAUCCCAGAGCCUUUCCCAGAGUGAGACCAAUUCCGGAGGAUUUGUACCAGGUCAGGGUUUUUGUGUUCUUGUUUUCAGAUCAGUUUGACUUAAAUAAGUUUGGCUGACAGUUUUUUGUACACCUGCUUUAAUGUUUAUAAAGUUUUUAUUGAGGUAUAAUUAAGAUAUAGUAAAAUGCACAGAGGUUAA
Molecule: messenger RNA, 3625 nt
Organism: Hyaena hyaena (striped hyena)
Lineage: Eukaryota; Metazoa; Chordata; Mammalia; Carnivora; Hyaenidae
Product: regucalcin
Exons: 13
Coding region: 218-2689 (823 amino acids)
Biological process (GO): regulation of transcription by RNA polymerase II; L-ascorbic acid biosynthetic process
Cellular component (GO): histone acetyltransferase complex
Molecular function (GO): enzyme regulator activity; calcium ion binding; gluconolactonase activity
Source: RefSeq, a predicted model, not a curated record